CCCGCGCCCUGCCCCGGUGGCGCUGUCAGUGGCCCAAGUGCAGGGGCGGGCGGUGGAUCGCCGUGCGCUCUGCUUGGAGAAGAGAGGCUCGGGGUGAGCCGAGCGCUCUAUCCCCGGUGCAACGAUUGGUGACAAGGGGAGGAGGGAGCGUGCGCUGUAUCCCCAAGACAGGGAGCUAGGGGAUCUGCGCCUGGCGGAAGGGGGAAGGGUCCUGCUUUGCUCAAGGGAGUGAGAGGAUCUCAGACGGUCAGCUCGGGCAGCUGUGCCAGAGCGGGGCCGGCUCGUUGGCUGGAUUGUGGGGCUUCUGACCGUGCCCGAAGCCCUUCACCUUCUACCUUCAAGCUCAGGGAGGAGGUAGAUUUUCUUCAGCUUGGCUCCGCUGCCCCCCAGAGAUGGUGGGCCACCUGCACCUGCAAGGAAUGGAAGAGAGUCUGAAAGAGAAGAGCCGGGAGGGCCUGCUGGACAGUCCGGAUUCUGGACUGCCUCCCAGCCCUAGCCCCCCUUUCUACACCCUGGCUCCCGGGAUCAUCGGGGGCAGCAGCACGGGGCCAGAUCACCCAGGACAUGGGCCCAGAAAGGAAGCCAAGGAAGGCAAAGUGAUCCCUUACCUUCUUGUGAACUCUUCUGUGCCAGAGACGAGGCCUCGAAUGUUCCCAGUGUUCUUUGGUGAAAGCAUUGAGGUCAACCCUGAACCUGUGCAGGAAAUUAGGUGCAACUCGGAGGUGAAAUAUGACUCAGAGAAACACUACAGGGACGACAUCUUCUACGGACCCAUCCCCACCAUAACCGCCUACAGCGAGACAGUCAUUGCCACACCAAACUGCACCUGGAGGAACUACAAGUCACAGCUGAUCUUCGAGCCUAGACAGAAGCCCCUGCGGUUCCAGAGCACAACCAUUAUCUUCCCCAAACGCACCAAGAACAUUUACCGAACCACUCUCACCUACAGCCUGGGCUGUGCCAAGCGCUGGUUUGCGUCCAGCGUGCAGCUGGAGCUAUGCGAAGAAACCAGCCCCUGUGUCAUCUACAGCGAGACCCUUUCAUCCGCCCGGAGGGGGCUCUGACGACCACAAGGCCGCGUCCUUCGCUAGCCUCUCCGGACAGACAGAUUUGACCAGGUGACUUCAUUGAUGGCGACGGGCCCUUGACUACUAGCAGCUGGGCGUGCAUGGUCUUAGACGCAUCUGAACUGCUCCAAGAGGAGGCCCAGAGGGGAUGUACUCUUUAUGGAUUUGGUCAGUGCAAGGCUGGUGUUUGUUGUGGGACGUUUUUGAUGUUCAUGCUCUGGAUUUUUUUUUUUUUUUUUUUUUUUUUUUUUUUUUUUUACACAUAUCUAUUUUAAAUAGCAUUUCAAUGAAAUCAGAUAGCAAAGGCCCUAGGUUUGCAGUACCAUAUGUUAUUGUGCUGCUUCCCAGCUCCAUGGGGCUUCUCUAGCACGUAGGUGUGACUUAGCAGGGCCUUGGAAGCCAGUCCUAUCUGAUAGGAGAAGACCAGCUGCAGACUCACCAUCCAACCUGCACAGCUGCUAUCCACCUGCUUCUCCUAGUAUUUAAACACAGAGAAGACAGCUGUUAUUUUUAAUUGCAUAAAACAUUGAUCCUACUCCGAAUCCCCAUCUGGAGGAUGGCUUCAGGAUUGCAUUGCAGCACCACAGUGACUUCCAAUUUAGCUUUUUUUUUUUAAAAAAAAAAAUUGUCAUCAAAACAGGGUAGACAGUCAAUCGUGCUGACAGGGCAUCAGCGGUUCCAGAAUAGGCAAGUGCCAAACUCCCAUUUGACACUCUUCUGUGGAGCCAGAUGUUUACAAGCAAGCCAUGGUGUGCAAGGGGCUUUUAGGGGAGCCGAGAAUGGAAUGCUUAAGGGGAGAUUUGCCUUCUGAGGAGGAUGCAAGCCAGGGAAAAUGGCAGAAAGCUUAAUUAACAGGGAUAAAACACAUAGAGAGAACAGAUCUAAUUCAGGAUUAACCUGAUUUUAUGCAAAGGUAGUUUACGACAAUCAGGUUAACUAGGUGUAGGAGAAUAUGCUUUCAAGGGCAGUUCCUCGAGGACCAAAAGCCUUUUCUGUUAUAUGAGAUGAUAAAGACCAUAGCAGGAGCAGAAUUUUAAACUCCGAGUUGAAGACUGUCAACAGGACAGAUGUUUCCAAAAUUCAGCAGAAUGGGGCCGUGGCUCAUCGCCAGCCUGCUGAGUCCGGUAAUAGUGCACAAUAGUAAUAAUUCAUCCAAGGACAAUGAAAGGAACUGUCUAUUCCUACCCUCUGCUCCUCCCACAAGCUGGUUAGUUCCCAUGCAGCUGUAAAAACACAGAGGUGGGGAGCCUUCAGAAGGUGCCAGCGGGCCAGCAUCAGUAGCCAGCUUCAAACCUGGCUGAUCCCUUCCUGCCACCUACAAGCUCUCGGAGAUCUGGCACUGGGUCCGAUGGCGUCUGCAUGUCUCCUUGUCCCUGGGACAGACCCCUGCUAGCAGAGUCUGGUUUGACACCCUUUUCCCACCUCUCCUUCACAAAGAAUGGAUUUAGCCCCCUGGUACUUUAUUUUUUUGUGAGGUGAAGCUGGAAGAGGGAAGUUGGUUGCUCUUUUUUAAAUGCUCACUUUCACUUGUAUCUAAACUACGAGGAAAAUGUCCGGUCUAAGGCUUCAACUGGCAUCAGCAUUGAAAGGGAACGAGAAAAGAGAACAGUGCUUUGGCAGGUUCUGUUUUAUCACAGGACUCCAUAUGUGGCAUCGCUGUACUGAUCUGUUAACUGUUUUCAUUUCCCUCUGGGGAUAACAAACUGCAGCAAGACAAGCCCGGCUCUGGCCGGGAAAGGAAUUAAGGAAAUCAUGCCCAUAGUUAUGAAAAAAUGAACCCAUCCAGCAUCACCCACAAAGAUUAUUUGAUGUGCCUACAAGUGGGACUUUUGUGUUGAUUAGACUACAACAGGAACAAUGCUAAGCAACAGUGCAUCAGUAAAUGACAAUGCCUAUGCAGAGGGGUAUGAAAGCAAUACAAGAUCCCAAAGCUGUUACUGCUUUCUGAAUACAGGCCAACAGAGCUGGAAUUGUCAAUGGAGACAAAAGGAAUUAGAUACCUAACUCUCACUGGAUUUGUAUGGGAUUUGGACACCUACGGUAAAAUUCUGAACAGCACCUAAGUGAUUUAGGAGGCUAAGUUCCAUUUUCAAAGGAGACAGACUGAGAUCCGCAAAGGUAUUUAGAUACCUAACUCCUAGGGGAAUUAUGCACCUAAAUAUAUCUGAAGAUCUGGGCCUUGGGCACUUGAACUUUUAGUCUCAUUUAAAAUCAGUAGACCUUAGGUGUCUACAUGCCUAUGUCUCUUUGGCAAAUGGGACUUAGAUGCCCUUGAAAAUGUUACCUGUAACUCCUGCAGGCUUUUUAGCUAAACAGCUCUGAAAGUUAAUGUCUAUUUGGUUCCCCGCUCCUCUUUCUUAAGUGUUUUGUUUUGUAUUUGUCUUGCUGCAAUUCUGAUUCAGUUAGUUCAGUGUACACAUGACCAGCCAAGUUACAACACCUAAUAAUAAUAAGGAAUAACUCAAGACUUCUUGCCCAGAAAGUUUGUACUCACACGAACACCCACAGCUGUUAAAAAUGCCAUGAUAAACUAAAAACAAACAAACCCCUCCAGAUAUUUAAAAAAAAUGGAUUUGAAAAGAUCAGGUUUCCUUCUGCGUAAGCGGGUGAAUGGUCCUGCAAUUGUGGGGAACGUUCC
Messenger RNA from Chelonoidis abingdonii (Abingdon island giant tortoise), 3705 nucleotides. The record is from RefSeq and is a predicted model, not a curated record. Lineage: Eukaryota; Metazoa; Chordata; Testudines; Testudinidae.